Messenger RNA from Dermatophagoides farinae (American house dust mite), 920 nucleotides. Its product is annotated as H/ACA ribonucleoprotein complex subunit 1. Gene Ontology annotation, biological process: snoRNA guided rRNA pseudouridine synthesis; ribosome biogenesis. Gene Ontology annotation, cellular component: box H/ACA snoRNP complex. The record is from RefSeq and is a predicted model, not a curated record. Gene Ontology annotation, molecular function: box H/ACA snoRNA binding. NCBI's taxonomy places the organism in Eukaryota, Metazoa, Arthropoda, Arachnida, Sarcoptiformes, Pyroglyphidae.
GUUCAAAAACAAUGUAUGCAAGAAUACACGUGUUUGAAUCUUUAACGAUAUUUUUGUUUUCACUUGUUUUGAAAAUUUAUUAAAUUAUUAUCGAUUAUCGAUUAUCUGUCAUGGGAUUUCGUGGAGGCGGAAGAGGCGGUAGCUUCAAUAGAGGACGAGGAGGUGGUGGAUUCGGUAGAGGUGGGGGUCGCGGUGGUGGUCGUGGUGGUGGAAAGUUUGGCGGUCGCGGUCAGCAAGACGAUGGUCCACCCGAGCAAGUUGUCGAAUUUGGCCACUAUACACAUCCUUGCCUGAAUCAAUUGAUCAUCAAAUCUGGUAUCGAAGAUGUUCCAUUUUUCAACGCUCCAAUAUAUACUGAAGAUAAACAUCGUAUUGGAAAAGUUGAUGAAAUUUUCGGCUCGAUACGAGAUUAUUAUGUUUCCGUGGAACUGAUGGAAAACUUUUUUGCCAAUUCUUUUAAAGUGGAUACCAAAUUUUAUAUCGAUCCUCAAAAAUUACUACCAUUAACUCGUUUCUUAGGACCACCCGGUGGUGGUAAAAAAGGUGGACCAAGUAGAGGUGGCGGCCGAGGGGGACGUGGUACUGGAUUCAAUAGAGGCGGUGGUAAUCGUGGAAGCUUUUCAAAUCGAGGUGGCGGAAACCGCGGUAGUUUCAGUAACCGAGGCGGAAAUUUUGGAGGAAGAGGUGGUGGGCGUGGUGGAAGCUUCGGUGGUAGGGGAGGAAAUCGAGGUCGUGGUGGUGGUGGUUUCCGUGGUGGAUUUCGUGGAGGAAAACAAUAGAAUUAUUCAUUUUCAUCAAUGCCCAUUCUACAUCGACAUUUUUUUUUUUUUUUUUUUUUUUGUACAUCAUAAAUGUUUCAUCAGUGUCGGUAUUGUCAUAUUAUAUUUUUAAAAAAUAAAUAAAUAUUGAAGAUGCUUUUA